This is a messenger RNA of Esox lucius (northern pike), 3382 nucleotides long. RefSeq names its product abhydrolase domain containing 17B, depalmitoylase (gene abhd17b). NCBI's taxonomy places the organism in Eukaryota, Metazoa, Chordata, Actinopteri, Esociformes, Esocidae. Gene Ontology annotation, cellular component: endosome membrane; plasma membrane. Bases 425 to 1297 code for a protein of 290 amino acids. The transcript has 4 exons. The record is from RefSeq and is a predicted model, not a curated record. Gene Ontology annotation, biological process: protein depalmitoylation. Gene Ontology annotation, molecular function: palmitoyl-(protein) hydrolase activity.
UGCGGUUUCUUUUUAUUUGUUACGUUACUUGGUUGCAUUGAAACGGAGACGGCUAGUGGGUCUGCAGUGUUUAGAGGCUAUUAUAAACAUUAUAACAUAUUUGUUCUACAUCAGUCGUGUGGAGGCAAUUUUGUUAUUAUCCGGACCACAUGUUGACAAGAUUGAGUCGCAAGCAGUCGGAGCUUGGUUUGGGUAGUCGUGCAAACGCCAAGACGAUCAUAGCUACCCUUCUACAUAGAGACUAUGUGGGGUGCCCCAUAGUGCCUGGACUAAGGGAAGAUAAGCGAAGGGAUAUUCGAAUCAACCUGCCCGGUUAACGUUAGCUAGCUAUUUGUUUACAUUCAACUGGUUCCAUUUCUCGCUUGAAUCACCGAAAUACUAGCUAGCUGCAAGCCGCAACGUCAUUACCAGCAGUGUUUUGAGGAUGAACCACCUGUCCCUGAGUGAGCUAUGCUGCCUGUUCUGUUGCCCUCCGUGCCCCAGCAAGAUUGCCUCCAAGCUGGCCUUCCUGCCCCCGGAGCCCACCUACACCCUCAUGUGUGACGAGAGCGGAAGCCGCUGGACCCUGCACCUGUCCGAGCGCGCCGACUGGCAGUACUCGGCCCGCGAGAAGGACGCCAUCGAGUGCUUCAUGACGCGCACGGCGCGCGGCAACCGCAUCGCCUGCAUGUUUGUGCGAUGCUCGCCCAGCGCCCGCUACACGCUCCUCUUCUCGCACGGCAACGCGGUGGACCUGGGCCAGAUGAGCAGCUUCUACAUCGGCCUCGGCUCUCGCAUCAACUGCAACGUGUUCUCCUACGACUACUCGGGCUACGGGGCCAGCUCCGGGAAGCCCUCGGAGAAGAACCUGUACGCCGACGUGGACGCCGCCUGGCAGGCCCUCAGGACACGGUACGGUAUUAGGCCUGAGACGGUGAUUGUGUACGGUCAGAGUAUCGGUACCGUCCCUUCCGUGGACCUGGCGGCACGCUACGAGAGCGCUGCCGUCGUCUUGCACUCCCCCCUCACCUCUGGCAUGAGAGUGGCCUUCCCAGACACCAAGAAGACCUACUGCUUUGACGCCUUCCCCAACAUUGACAAGAUCUCCAAAGUGACUUCCCCAGUACUGGUGAUCCACGGAACAGAGGAUGAGGUGAUCGACUUCUCCCAUGGCCUGGCACUAUACGAGCGCUGCCAGAGGCCAGUGGAGCCUUUGUGGGUGGAGGGUGCCGGCCACAAUGAUGUGGAGCUGUACGGACAGUACCUGGAGCGCUUGAAACAGUUUGUGGCCCACGAGCUCGUCAACUUAUCAGCUUGACUUCACCUCACAGUCACCCACCUGCUCCAACUGUGAACUUCAGACUGUUGUUUUUUGUUUUUUUUAUGUCUAGUUUAAAACUGCACAGUAUGGUGACUUGUCUGUGAGAGUGAUGCGGAGGGAUAACUGAUCUGAUAUGCUGAGGAGUGUGCGCGUGUCAUUUUUGUUGAUGCCUUUCAGGAGGUUUGUCCAUUCGAAGGAGCUGUUAGCAUAUCUGAGAGGUUCCUGUGGAUCAGCCUUGUUGGAUGGAAUACUGGACCGACACUCAUCCUAGUCUGUCUUGACUCAGGAGCCAAGUCUGUUUCAUUGUGGUCAACAUGGAUAUUCAGUUGUGUAUUUGUUUAUUUUUAUAUGGUAUUCCAUUUGCAUGUAUCACGUGACUGAGAACUGUAUGAGACAAAACUCUGACAUUUUAAUAUAGAGCCAGUGUUGCCAAAAAAAAUGUUCAGCAUGCAACAAUAUUGUAAGAAAAACAUCCUUGAAACAUCUCCGGUUAUAUUCAACUUUUAAAUGUGUUUUUACUAUGUUAUGUUUCAUGUAUUCUUUCAUUAAAGCAACUUUGUAGUGGAACUGUGACAAUGCCAGGGUUGCAGUUUUUAUCCAUGGCAAAAAGGCAUACACCAAAAAAAACUGCUUUAUUAUAACCUGCAUUAUAUAUUUCAGAUAUUCUGGUUGGUAAAGGAUUUAAAUGUUACAGAUAUUCUAGUUGGUAAAGGAUUUAAAUGGGGUCUGGGGUCACAUUAGGGUCAUCCCUUCCCCCCCUAAGUAUUUUAAAUUCACUUUGUCUCCUUUCCACAACAUUAACACAUAUCACAAAUCUGCUAUUGUCCCAGCUCUACUACAAAGCCAUCAUUGUACUGUUUUUCAGACCACAAUGAAACGCUAGAUGGUUCAUAUUUAAAUAUAUAAUGUACGUGUAACUGUAAUAUUAAAGCUUAUUUACCAAUUUACAGGAAAUAAUAUUUCUAGAUUUCUUUUGUAUACAAACUGCCUGUACCUCUGGUAGUUGUUUUAAUACAUUGUUCAGUUAAAAAUGCAUUCUGGAACUUUUGGUUGUAAAAGUGGCACUAUCCAGCCAAAGAAAGUUCAGAAAAUUGCGAGUGUGCCCCAUGUCAUCCAAAUCGCUCGCUUUCAAACGUGUAUUUUCAUGGUUAACUGAGGUAUGAUGGUGAUUCUACAUAAACUGUGCACAUAUGUGUGCAAUAUUAUACAUCCAGCCAAAAAUGGGAGGGUUAAGAAAAGCUUAUUUUCGAUAGUCCUAGAUUGCAUCUGAAGGACCGAUUCCACUAAUGCCAUAAGGUGUUGAAAAAACGUCAUUGUGUGACUGGGAGAUGUUUGAAAGACCACUUGGUUUUACUGAUAAUGCAUCUGGACAUUUUUUUAAUUAUUUGCACAAUUAAAAAAAAAAAAAUACAGAAGCUUUUGUCUUAACCUUUAUCAGUAUCAGACUGACUGCAUGGUAUUUCAAAGCCUUUUUUUCUGGUAGAGAGACUUAUGCUGAACCAGGUUUAUAUUAAUAACACUAAGUCUAUAGAAUCUGAUAUUAUAGUGCUUAUUCAAGCCAUGAUAGGCUAAUGUUUUUUGUAUUUUUUUUGCAUUUAGGCUAGGUCUAGCCUGUGGAUGCUACCAAAAGCCUCAAGGUCUGAUUGGUACGUUCUUAAAAAACGACAUUUUAGGAUUGGUUGUUGCUGUUAAUAGAUUAAUCAAGAAUUGUUAGGAUUGGCUGUACCUGUUGUUAGGUACCGUGUCAUUUAACUGUCUGUGGUACUUAACUUCUGUACUGCUUUUAUUUCUGAUAAUGCUUUCACACUUUUACUUUGUAAAUAAUGUUUCCACUAGAUAUUUCUUUUACAAACCUAAUAUGUCUGUUGUUAUUCUUAAGUUAUUACCAAGUUAACUGUUAACAUUAGAAUUAGGCAUCCAUCUGUUGUGAAUUAUUCCGAUGACUGUUGAACUCAGUCUGGUCAUGCAGACCGAUGUCGUUUAUUGUUUUCUAAGAUAUGUUUCAUUAUUGAAGGAAAUUAUAAAAUAUGAUCUUGAUAAUAGUUCUAAUAAAAUGCUAUAGACAAUAAAAACUGUAUUUAA